Molecule: messenger RNA, 4052 nt
Organism: Apus apus (common swift)
Lineage: Eukaryota; Metazoa; Chordata; Aves; Apodiformes; Apodidae
Gene: SLC66A2
Product: solute carrier family 66 member 2
Exons: 5
Coding region: 277-1092 (271 amino acids)
Biological process (GO): phospholipid translocation; retrograde transport, endosome to Golgi
Cellular component (GO): endosome; trans-Golgi network
Source: RefSeq, a predicted model, not a curated record
CCCAGCCUGUGCGGGGGCCGGGGAUCCCCCGCGCGGGAGCGUGGCGCCGGGCGGGGGCGGCCCCUGUGGCGGGGCGCUGGUCCCGGCUGGCUGGUGCCCGGCGAGCGGCCGGGGCAGCCCUCGGCAGAGCCUGACGUCCCGUCCCUUUCAGCAGGUCCUGGCUGUGCGCGGGAGGCCGCUGCCGCGGGGCCGCAUCCCGCCCGGGAGCCUGUGCGUGGCUGAAGCCCCCUCUGUGCGGCGGGAGGCCGUCCCCCAGCGGGGCUGCGUUCCCCCGCCAUGGAGGCGGGAGGCUUGGAGUGGCUGCUGGUGCCGAUGCAGCAGCUGCUGUCGUGGGGGGCUGCGGGGGCCAUGGUGUUCGGCGGCGUGGUGCCCUACAUCCCGCAGUACCGGGACAUCCGGCGGACACAGAACGCGGAGGGCUUUUCCACCUACGUCUGCCUGGUGUUACUGGUCGCCAACAUUUUGCGGAUACUUUUUUGGUUUGGAAGGCGUUUUGAAUCCCCUCUUUUAUGGCAAAGCAUUAUCAUGAUCAUUACUAUGUUAUUGAUGCUGAAACUGUGCACUGAAGUACGUGUGUCCAACGAGCUAAACAUAAAACGCCGCUCUUUUGCAGCUGCAGAUAGUAAGGAUGAAGAAAUCAAAGCACCUCCCAAGAGAUCCUAUCUGGAUUUUGACUUGAACUAUUUUUGGCAUUGGAGCAAGUUUACAGACUACGUGCAGUGUGUACUGACCUUCACUGGCAUGACUGGCUACAUCACUUAUCUGUGGCUUGACUCAUCUCUCUUUGUGGAAACGCUGGGCUUCCUCGCAGUGUUCACUGAAGCCAUGUUAGGUGUUCCCCAGCUGUACCGGAACUACCAAAAUAGGUCUACAGAAGGAAUGAGUGUCAAGAUGGUGCUAAUGUGGACCAGUGGAGACACAUUCAAGACUGGUUACUUCAUCCUGAAUCAGGCCCCUUUCCAGUUCUCCAUCUGUGGACUCCUGCAGGUUUUUGUGGACAUCACUAUCCUGUUGCAGGUUUACUUGUACAGCUACUACCCUCAGAAGUCUGUGUCCCACACUGCACACCCAGCUAGCACCAAGGCCCUGUGAGACUUCUAGCUGGAUAGGUUGCAGGACAGUGGCACUGCGGAGUUGGCCAUGGCAGCUCCUUCCCCAUGUAAAUACUCGUGUUGCCAAGUUGAAAGCAGAAAGGAGAACAAGGAUUGAAAAUCUGGCAGCACUACCCCCUUGGAAGGUUUUAUUUUAAAUAACUUGCUCUCUCUGUUUUGAAACUUAGCUGUACAGAACAGUUUCUUGGUGGGGGGUGGGGCACUUUAUUUUUGCAUAUGUACCUAUGAGCCUUAUCUAUUCACAAAUAUUUGUAUAUUUAAUCACAAGGGCUGGAUGGUUUGCGUUUGUAAUGCUAUUUAAAAAUGUUACACCACAGAAAUUAUAGGAUAUUUUGUCUGAAAUUUUACGUAUUUAUGUAAUGAAGUCUGCACAUGGGUAAGAAGUUUGUGGCGUGCUAGCUUUCAGUAUCUCCACGAUGUAGGAAGAAGUAUUGAAGAGCAAAUGCAGGAACUUUCUCUUUUCCUAAGAAGGGUGUCCGGUAAGCAGAGAAGGUGAGGGCAGGAGGCCCUGCAAAGAGAUGAGCAGCCAGAAGUGAACCAGUCAUACACAGUGUAAAGCACCAAUGUGCUGAAGAUUGGCAGGUGUUGACCCCUGUGUGUGGCAGGCAGGCACGGAGGAGGUGAUAGCAGGGGGUCUGAAUAUGGACCAUACUGGAGCCAUGUUUAGAGCAAGCACAGCCAGUCAUGCGGUCAGCCAGGAGGAGGAGCUAACAGGAUACUGCAGGUAACUUCGGUAGGUGCUUUGAAAUGAUGGGGUUUGGGAGCAGCCUGGCGUUUAUUUAGGGGGCAGCACUGCUCCUGCAGCUGUGCAAAAGACAGACCUGGGCUGUAGCACAUCUCUCACAAAACAAGGGGCCAACAGAUGCAUAUUGCCAGUAUUGCCAGGCAGGUAUUUAUGGAUGGUGAGUGAGCCACAAUAGAAACAAUUCCAUUUCUGCUGCCUCAGAAAGGGAAGUGAGAAAGUUUGAGACAGAAAAAAGCCAGAACCUAUGGAGUGGGACUAUCAUCCAGCAGCUUGAUUUGUUAAAGCUGAGAUUCAUGUUCAUCUUGUUUAAUGCCACACAUGAACCAGUUUAUGUUUUGGGAUGUUUCUUGCACUGACCCAACAAGGAAGGAGUCCAUGUUUUCCUUCUUCUGUAGCUUGAAUCUUCUAGGCUUUUAGAAGAAUCAGCAGCCUGUACUUCAAGGGUGUGAGAAAGCUGAAAGAGGGCUUAGUUAUAAAUGUAGAUGUUUCUAAUGGCUGUUUGCCAGUAUAGGUCGCUGUGCCCUUUCUGAGAACUGCACAUGUCUAGCAGCUGCAGGUGGUGUGGACCCACAGGGGCUGUGGCCAAGCCCCUGGGCUUCUGCCAGUUGUUGCCAUGAAACCACCCUGCUUGGAAUGAAGCUGCCACAGAAAGGCCUCUAGUCCCAGGAACAGCUCUGCUUGCACUGUGUUCUUUUUCAUGAGGCUCCCUCCCUGCUGCUGGGUGAAUCCCAUCUGAUCACAGGCAAAGUGUUAGAGUUGGGACAGAUUUUUGUUCUCCAACAUUAGCACAAGAGCUUGUGUUUUCUUACCAAUGACAGCACAUCUGAUGUUUAAUAACUUCAGUGUGUAAAUCAGAUACUUCCCCUUCCCUGUUUUAUUUGGGAACCUCAUAAUUUGAAUCUGGACUGUCUUCAUCAGCAGCAAACUCCUCUGGAGAGGAAGCAUCAGCAGGCUAUGGCAGUGGUUGUGUGACAUUUGGCUGGGAACAUCCAUCAUAGGAGUGGGCUGUCCAUGUGCUGCUUGCCAGUCCUGUGCUCCUCUCACUCUCCAGGUAGCCCCAGGCUGACGUGGGUGCUCCUGCUGCACAUGCCGCUUGGUUUUGGAGCUUGCAUGUUGGUGGUGGAGGCUCAAACCUGCAGGCAGAAGUCCUGCCCUGGGGCCAAGGUGUCCUGCCUUUGGUGGGGGCACUGCUGGAGGUUCAAAGUUGUCCUCAGGAAGUCCCUGCCCCAGCAAAUCUAGUUGGAUCUGCGUGAGCAAUGCAGAGCCAAGGACAGCUGCUGUUUCCGAGGGCUGGGCACAGAAUGUUCUGCCUGGGCAUGACUCCACACUCUUUGUUUGAAUCCAUACUCUUUUAGGCCUGAAGUGACCUUACAAAGAUGAUGUACCUGGCAUGGCAGACUAUGAAUGUUUUGUUUCUUUUUUCUCCAAUGUUCUGGUUGUGUUACAGGAACAUCUGGGCUUUUGUAUUUUUUAAUUGAAAACUUACUUAACAACUGGCUUCUCUGGUAUGCUGCUUUAAUGAGGAUUGUAUUUCUACUGUAUGCAAACAAACACUUUCUUGUGUGUUUUAAUGGUCUGAAGUUGUUUGAUUUUUUUUUUAAAUAACUUGUAAUGAUACAAUUUUUGUAUAUGGUGGUCUUUUUCUAAUGUUCUAUGAAGCGGGGAUAUAAGAAAUAAAUGGCUCUCAAGAAAUACACUUCUGUAUGCUAUAGCUGCUCCUGGGAGUGCAUGCUUUUGUCCACCUCUUCAGAUUUGUACUCAGAUAUUACUGAGGAUAAAACAACUGUUGUUUUUCUCCUUUUGGGAUUCUUCCCUGGGCAGAUUGUUGAGUCUGUUAUCAACACCCAAACCAGGAAGGUCUGUCGACCAGUCUCAUUUGCACCAAAGCUGCAAAUGCUGGAAGAGAAGCCAGUGAAACCACAUCUAAAGUAAUCUUCUGUAUGUGGCAUUUAUCAAGGUAGGACUCUUGGCCAGAUUUAAUCUUGCAAGAUACUUUAGGAACAAAUUGUUACAGAACUUAGUUUUUGUUCUUUAAUUUUCAGGAAGCACGUACAUCUGUAUCAAUGAUCACCUCAGAGAAUAAGAAAUCAAUUACUUUAAAUACAUCUCUUUGAAUGUAUGGCACAUUUAAUGGAGUUUAUUUUCUCUGUCAGUUGCAAUGUUUUUUAAAAUAAAAAUUACCUAUUAUAUAUAAA